UUCAUAGAAAGUGUUUCCUUUAAAAAAAAAAAAAAAAAAAAAAAAGCCAAUAUUUCUUUAGGGAGUGCAGUCAGUUGGUGUAGGCUCCAUGUUAGCUCUGACAGCUUGAGGGACCAUUAUAAAGGGGCGGGGCUUAGCAAACCACCAAAGAGGACAUUCUAGAACUGGACAGAAAUCACUAAGUACCAGUGAGUUUGAAAAGUCAGGAGUGACCAGAGGAGCUUCAGGAACACCACAAGUACCAGACGGUUUUAAGAAGUUGCAAGCGACCAGAGGAGCUACCACCAUGUUUGGACUGUGUGGUAUUCGACUAAAGGUUUGUUUCACAGAUGACUGACACCAUCCUCUGUAGAUUUUUCUUACUUGUUUUGACGCCUUGUGAACAGAAAAAACUUUUCUCCCAGGGCACUGUAUAGACCAGUGCUUCCAGUUGUGAGACCAAAACCAGACCUUAACAUAUUUAUUUAUGAAAUAAUUCUUCAGAUAGUGACAGUGUGGCUCCAUGUUAGGGCUCCAUGUUAGGGCUCCAUGUUAGGGCUCCAUGGUAACUCUGGCAGCUUGUGGAACCAUCAUAAGGGGCUUAGCAUUCUAGAGCCAUUCUGUUCUGACUCACGGAACUGAAUCACUACAUAUACCAGUGAGUUUAAAAAGACACAAGCAACCACAGGAGCUACUGAAUCAGUACAAGUACCAGACAGUUUAGAAAGUCACAAGUGACCAGAGGAGCUACCACCAUGUUUAGACUGUGUGGUAUUCGACAACAGGUUUGUUUCACAGAUGACGGACACCAUUUUCUGUAGAUUUUUGACUUUCUGUGUGACCUUGUGGACAGAAAAACUUUUCUCCAGUUAGAUGGCUUGUACAUAUUUUGUGUGAGCGCCUGUCAACUGUACAGAAACAUUAUUUUUCCUCUUUUCUGUCGAUGUUCAACGUAUUUUUCUCUUUUCUCAACAGACAAAUAAAACACCUGCAGAGGAACACAUGGCAGAUACAAGCAAACCCUGCUCAAGCUCUCACAUGAGGUAGGAAAACUGAUACUUUAUGUUCACGUAAAAUCCCAAUAUAUCACCUUGCUUCGGUAUCACAAUAUAUUGAAUGAUAACCCCUGUAUCGUGAUACGUAUCGUAUCUCCAGACUCUUAUUAUUUAGUGUAUUGUAUGAUUUCAUAUGUUGUAAGUGAUUAACCUCUUGAGAUCAUUCUUGCAAAUGAUCAGUGAUUUAUUUCUGACUAAAAAUGAUCUGUUUUUCUCUUUACUAACAGUGAUGCUGCCACCUCUGCUCCGGUCUCAGCGAAGCCAGCUAAGACCAGAAAACACAAAAAGACCAGGAGGAUAAUGAAACGCCUCUUCGGUCAGAGCCAGGUACGAGUGACAGAACAUGUCAGAGCAUCGUGUUAAACUCAUUUUAGUCAACUGUAACAUUCAUAUUUAGACUUUUUAGUUGUAAGUAACCACAAAGCUGGAAAUGUUUGACAUCUUUCACUCAUUAUUGUUUUCUUUUUACUCAACAGAAGACACAAAUGACACAAAAGGACACCGAGGGACGAAACGAAAGGUAAGAAAUUGAAUCCUGAAGACUUUUUUUUGUUUCCAAACCUGAAACCAAAACCUGCCAAACUUUGGCAAAUAAAAAUGAAGUUUACAUUGAAAUAACAAACCAUGUUUCUCUCCUGCACCAGUGACCCCACCUCAGCAGUGACAUCAACAGAGGUGAAACUGAAGCCGAAGAAGACUCCUUGGUGGUCUCGGCUGUUUGUUCGUUUCAAGGCUGCUGAGGAUGACAACGACGAAGGACAGAAGGAACCUAAGACAAGCAGUCCUGAAACACCAGACGAGACCACCACGGAGCAAGACACCACCCAACAAGACGUGGUCUCAGUUCAGGACAUCAAUGAGACAAAGGAGGACGAGACCAGUGAGGACGGGAUGACCCAGGAGCAAGAGACAACCGAACAAGACGUGGUCUCAGUUCAGGACAUCAAUGAAAAAGAGACAAAGGAGGAAGACACCAGUGAGGAUGAGACGACCCAGGAGCAAGAGAUGAGGACACUUCCUCAACAGGAAGAGGUGGCACCGCUUGUCUCGGGGGAGAAGAAACUCUUUUCACUCUCUGGCGGGCAGUCACACCUGUUUGACGAUGACUUCUUGCUGCCUGGGUUGCCCGACAACGCCAUGACGACAGAGGACAUCAUCGAUGUGCUGAUGGAGCGAUUCUACAGCAACACAGCGAGCGGCGUCGGCGUCAGUGGUGGUGUAAAGGGGAGCAACACAUCGAUCAGCUGCUUCGGGUGAGUACAUCUGCAUGAGAAC
Epinephelus moara (kelp grouper) is the source of this 2309-nucleotide messenger RNA. RefSeq lists its product as uncharacterized. The record is from RefSeq and is a predicted model, not a curated record. NCBI's taxonomy places the organism in Eukaryota, Metazoa, Chordata, Actinopteri, Perciformes, Serranidae. The transcript is spliced from 4 exons. Bases 1659 to 2291 code for a protein of 210 amino acids.